ACAUGAUGCCCGUCAAUACGGUGACCAAGCCUGGGUUCAAUAAUUUGGUAACUACACUGGAUAAGAGGUACAGAAUGCCCUCCCGCACGUAUUUCAGUCAGACUGCAAUACCCGAGCUACAUAUGCAAUGUAGGCGGAGGGUUGCAGCGGAGUUAAAGGCUGUUGAGUUUUUUGCGGCGACAACAGACAUGUGGUCAAGCCGUACAGCAGAGCCCUAUCAAAGUCUGACGGUGCAUUACAUUACCGAAGACCUCCACCUCGAAGCUCGCAGCCUACAAACGGCCUACUUCCCCGAAGACCACACAGGGGAAAACAUUGCUGCUGGCCUGAGAGAGGGGCUUGCGUGUUGGGAUCUCCCUGAAGACAACCUUGUCUGCAUAACGACGGACAACGCGUCAAAUAUGGUGAAAGCAGCACAGCUGAACGAAUGGACCAGGCUCCAGUGUUUCGGACACAGAUUACAUCUUGCUAUUGAAAAUGCAAUCAAAGAUGGUAGAGUAUCAAGAGCAAUUGGGCUGUGCAAGAAGUUGGUGGGGCACUUCUCGCACAGUUGGAAGAAAAAGGCAGCACUCACUGAGGCACAGAAGGAGCUUAAGCUUCCUGAGCACUCUCUCAUUACUGAGUGCCCUACAAGAUGGGGGUCCAAAGAGAAAAUGAUUGCCAGAGUGCUGGAACAGAUGAAAGCCAUAUCGCAGGUAUUGACAGGUGACCGACAUGCACGCUCCCUCAUCCCAACCUGGCAGGAUGCUGAAGUGUUGGAGUCCAUUCAUAAGGCACUGCAUCCUCUCUCCGAAUUUACUGAUGCUCUUUCUGGAGAAGAGUAUGUGAGCAUCUCCUACCUCAAGCCAGUUCUCCAUCUUCUGGCAACAUCAGUCUUGGCUGAAGAUGCUGAGGACACUGAUCUGACUAGAUCAAUUAAAACCAAGGUCCUGGCAUACCUCAACGACAAGUAUAGUGACCUCAACACCCAGGAGCUUUUGGAUGUUGCGUCGUUCAUGGACCCUAGGUUCAAAACGCAAUACAUCAGCGCAGACAACCUUCCUGCCAUUAAGGCCCGACUGAAGACAGAAAUGGUGGAAUCGGCUAGACGUACACAUAAUCAGGAGAAGAGGUCUCGCACUGAAACUGCUCAAAAUUCUCCAAGUGCACAGGCCUCUGGGGAAAGGCAAAGAAGACUCUUGGUAGUCUUUUUAAAACCAGUGCGGCCUCUUCAGCUUUUGCCUCUGCCACUUGAAGAUGUCGUGGAGGCAGAGUUGAAUAGUUACCUGUUGACCCCUGUCAUUGACGGAGAGGAUGAUCCCUUAGCCUGGUGGAAGGUGCACAACAUUCACUUUCCACGACUGUGCAAGAUGGCCCGCAAAUAUCUGUGUGUGCCAGCCACAAGUGCCCCCUCAGAGCGUCUGUUCAGCACUGGAGGAAUAUAG
Messenger RNA from Oreochromis aureus, 1424 nucleotides. Its product is annotated as E3 SUMO-protein ligase ZBED1-like. The transcript is spliced from 3 exons. Gene Ontology annotation, molecular function: protein dimerization activity. NCBI's taxonomy places the organism in Eukaryota, Metazoa, Chordata, Actinopteri, Cichliformes, Cichlidae. The record is from RefSeq and is a predicted model, not a curated record. Bases 3 to 1424 code for a protein of 473 amino acids.